UUUAACCUGUGUCUGUGGUUACAUUCCCUUCAGAUAGACCCUCGUGUACAGAGGAGAUGGAUGUCUACAAUCAAACCACAGUGACUCAGUUUAUCCUAAUAGGGCUCUCAGACCUCCCUGAGGUGCGCUACCCUCUCUUUGUGGUCUUUGCGAUCAUCUAUCACUUUACCUUGGUGGGAAAUGGGGCCAUUCUCUUGGCCAUUGGGACUGAGAAAAAACUGCGCACACCCAUGUAUUACUUUUUGGCAAAUCUAUCCCUCUUGGACAUAUUCUGCCCAUCAACUACUGUCCCCAAGAUGCUGGAGAACCUCUUGACUGAGAAGAACAGCAUUUCCUUUGUUGGGUGUGCUUUGCAGCUUUAUUUUCUUGUAGCCCUGGUGGGGACGGAAGUCUUCCUUCUCUCUGUCAUGGCUUAUGAUCGGUAUGUGGCCAUCUGUUUCCCUCUUCGUUACACCCUCAUCAUUACCAAGGUUCGCUGUGUCCAGCUGACGGCUGGGACCUGGGCAGCAGGGUUUCUCAAUUCCCUCAUUCAUACAGUGUCCACAUUCCGCCUUUCUUUCUGCAGUUCCAACCGAGUGAACCAGUACUAUUGUGACAUCCCACCAGUGGUGGCCCUCUCCUGCUCAUCCACCUACGUGGCAGAAAUGCUUAUUUUGGUGGAAGCCGGUAUCUUGGGGAGCAGUGCCUUCCUGCUCACCUUCAUCUCUUACUUCUACAUCGUAUCUACCAUCCUCAAGAUGCAGUCAGUGGCAGGGAAGUGUAAAGCCUUUUCCACCUGCGCGUCUCACCUUCUGGUGGUCUGUCUGUUUGGGGGCACGACAAUAUUUACCUACGUACGCCCCUCCAGCCAGCACUCCCCAGCAAGAGACAGACUCAUCUCCUUGCUAUAUGGAGUUAUUACUCCAAUGUUAAACCCCGUGAUCUACAGCCUGAGAAACACAGAGGUGAAAGGAGCAGUCAGAAGGGCGUUAUGUCAUAGGGCACGUUUGCAGCAAAUGUAA
This is a messenger RNA of Camelus dromedarius (Arabian camel), 1001 nucleotides long. Its product is annotated as olfactory receptor 5V1. Gene Ontology annotation, molecular function: olfactory receptor activity; odorant binding; G protein-coupled receptor activity. Gene Ontology annotation, cellular component: membrane. Gene Ontology annotation, biological process: G protein-coupled receptor signaling pathway. Bases 57 to 1001 code for a protein of 314 amino acids. NCBI's taxonomy places the organism in Eukaryota, Metazoa, Chordata, Mammalia, Artiodactyla, Camelidae. The transcript has a single exon. The record is from RefSeq and is a predicted model, not a curated record.